This is a messenger RNA of Gadus macrocephalus (Pacific cod), 1328 nucleotides long. RefSeq names its product ankyrin repeat and SOCS box containing 5a (gene asb5a). The coding region runs from base 195 to 1208 and encodes 337 amino acids. Gene Ontology annotation, molecular function: protein binding. The record is from RefSeq and is a predicted model, not a curated record. Gene Ontology annotation, biological process: protein ubiquitination; positive regulation of protein catabolic process. The transcript is spliced from 7 exons. NCBI's taxonomy places the organism in Eukaryota, Metazoa, Chordata, Actinopteri, Gadiformes, Gadidae.
UCUAUUUCGAUCCCACUGCUCCUGGAACCUGAUCCAGUCUCACCCUAGGGACUGGGACAAAAACAAUAACUGAGCUGGUCUGCAGACUAGACUAGGACCUAAGCAGGUCUCCAGACUGGACCAGGACCUGAGCUGGUCUACCGACUUGACCAGGAGCUGAGCUGGUCUCCAGUAGCAGGUCCUCCGGUCCAGCGAUGGCGGACCCCCGCCCCGAGGGGCGCGAGCGGUUCGUGGCCAGGGUCUCCAACGUCUACCUCAGCAUCCUGGCUCUGUUCUGCUUCAAGCUCUUCAUCAAGAUCUCCCUGAACCUGCUCACCUACUUCUACAUCAUCAGGGGCAACCGCGAGGAGGCCGCCCGGAUAUCAGCCCAAUACUACGAGAAGAACUGUUACAAUACCUGGGACGACCGGUCUCCUCUGCACGAUGCAGCCUCUCAGGGUCGCCUUGGGGUCCUAAAGACCCUCCUGUCCCAGGGUCACGAGAUCGACGCCCUCACCAUCCACCAGACGACCCCGCUCCAUGAGGCCUGCCUGGGGGGGCACGGAGCAUGCGCUAGGGCGCUACUCGACGCUGGCGCUAACGUGAACAGCCGAACUUUGGAGGGGAGCACCCCCCUGUUCUACGCCUGUGCGGUGGGCAGUGUGCCGUGUGCAGAGGUCCUGCUGCAGCGGGGGGCCCGGCCCGGGGGACCCCUGCACCUACCCUCCCCGCUCCACGAGGCCUCCAGCAGAGGUCACGCCGGCUGUGUGGAGGUCCUGCUGACCUGGGGGGCUGACGUGGACCAGGUCCUACCCGGCCAGGGAACUGCCCUUUACUCGGCCUGCCUCAGCCAGGAGCUGCUCUGUGUCCAACAGCUCCUCAGAGACGACCGGGAUCUGUUUCCCCCAGGUGCUGACGUCCAGAGGGGGAGGGGCCUGGACUCCCCACUCCACGCCGCGGCCCAGACAGGCCACGCCCCCAUCACCAGGCUGCUGCUGGAGUUUGACGCCAACGUCCAGGCCCUCAACGCGGAGCACCAGAGAGCGGUGGAGCUGGCGCCCCCUGGAGGCUCCACGGAGACCCUGCUGCUGGCCCACGAGGCGACCCCUACCACCCUGAGCCGGAAGUGUCGUCAGGUCGUCCGCUGCAGCGUCGGCCACUCCAGGCUCCACCUCCUGCCGCUCCUCCCCCUCCCCGCCCCGCUCACGCGCUACCUACUCCACCGAUGACGUUCAGUCCAGUUCAACAUGGUCUUCUGUGAUAUAUUAUAGGAUUACAAACGUGUAUAUAAAUUAUGUUUAGCCCUGAACAAAAAUGUAAUUAAUGAAUAAAUAUGAUAUAUGAACUAA